Messenger RNA from Paraphaeosphaeria sporulosa, 590 nucleotides. RefSeq lists its product as uncharacterized. Gene Ontology annotation, cellular component: cytosol. NCBI's taxonomy places the organism in Eukaryota, Fungi, Ascomycota, Dothideomycetes, Pleosporales, Didymosphaeriaceae. The transcript is spliced from 2 exons. The record is from RefSeq and is a predicted model, not a curated record. The coding region runs from base 70 to 423 and encodes 117 amino acids.
AAUCAACCGACCCCGCAGCGGGCCACACACGUUGCGGAACAAUCCCCAUCAGCAACCACAACCGCAACGAUGACAUUCUCAGACGAUGUUAUGAACCUACAGACACCUCCAGCAUGCAUAGCAGAUUUCUGCAUCAUCCCGCUGGGUACGCCAACGGCAUCCGUGUCGAAAGAAGUAGCUGAGGUACAGCGGCUGCUCAAGAAGAGCGGCUUGGAGUAUUCUAUGCAUUCGGCAGGAACUACUGUUGAGGGCUCGUGGGACGAGGUGAUGAAGGUGAUCGGACAAUGCCACGCACUGCUGCAUCAGAACGGCGUGGUCAGGAUCCAGAGCGACAUCCGGGUUGGGUCGAGGACAGACAAGAAGCAGACACACAAGGACAAGGUUGCGGCAGUGGAGAAGCUGUUGAAGGACGAUGCUGCUUGAGGGACCUGGCCUUGACGAGGCAAUUGAACUGCACACGACCAUUGAACAGGGCAACUCUGGCUUCAUGAAACAAACCCAAGAGCGCGGAAUCUGAUAGCUGUCAAUAUACUGGUGUUCCGUGGGUGCUCUAGGUCUUCCGCUGCUUCACGUGCGACUAUUUUCACCUG